Molecule: messenger RNA, 1982 nt
Organism: Gossypium arboreum
Lineage: Eukaryota; Viridiplantae; Streptophyta; Magnoliopsida; Malvales; Malvaceae
Product: isochorismate synthase 2, chloroplastic-like
Exons: 14
Coding region: 232-1842 (536 amino acids)
Biological process (GO): phylloquinone biosynthetic process
Cellular component (GO): plastid
Molecular function (GO): isochorismate synthase activity
Source: RefSeq, a predicted model, not a curated record
GGAAGAAAAGAUAAAUUUGGAACGAACAAAGCAUCAGUACUUAUUCUUCAUUGAAAAAGUGGAAGAAAAGAAAAAAAAUUGGAAACAAAUAAUGCAUCAGUAUUUAUUUUAUUCCCUUCACAUUCACACUCAUUCCAUCUAUUUCCUCCCAGUGUUUCACAACGUAAUUCUAUACUUUCUGUUUUCUUUCUGCUAACCCAUCAUAUUUACAAUAUAAUUUACGGAAAAGGAAUGUUUGGAAAUGAAGCUAGGAGAGUAGUAGCAUGGAUGAAUGGGUGCGAAGGAGACCCCAAACUCCCUGUAGGCAGCAUAGAGACACGCACAUUAACUGUCGUUCCAUCUCCAUCAAAGGCGAUGGAGAGGUUGAAUGUAGCCAUUAGAGAGUUGAAAUGCAGCCCUCCUCCUCUUACCUCUGGCAUUCUUCGACUUCAGGUACCGAUCGAGGAGCAAAUCGAAGCAAUCGAGUGGCUUCAUGCUCAACAUGAUAAUCUUCCACGUUGUUUCUUCUCUGGUAGAAGAAGCAGAGCCAAUAGAAAUGGUUUCAAUCUCUUGAUGGACAUAGGUAAUGAAAAUGGCGACACCUCUUUUACCAAUAAUCUUGUUGGUGUCGCCGGUGUCGGCUCAGCGGUAUUCUUUCAACAACUUCAUCCUUUCUCAUAUCACGAUUGGAGGUCCAUUAAGAGGUUUCUGUCUCCAAAGUGCCCUUUGAUUCGUGCAUAUGGAGCAAUUCGUUUCGAUGCGACGGCUAAUAUAUCACCUGAAUGGAAGGCGUUCGGUUCAUUUUGCUUUAUGGUCCCUCAGGUUGAGUUUGAUGAGCUUGAAGGAAGUUCAAUGCUUGCCACAACGAUUGCAUGGGACAAUGCCCUUUCAUGGACUUGGGAUGAAGCCAUUCGUUCACUUGAAACCACAAUGCAACAGAUUGCUUCAGUUGUUGUAAAGUUGAAGAAAGAAGCUUCUGGAGAAUCCAUCCUCAGUAAAACUCAUGUUCCCAAUAAGACACAUUGGGAUCUUGCUGUAAAGAAAGCUUUGCAGGCAAUAAACACAAGCACCUCAGAGCUCGUUAAGGUUGUGCUUGCCCGUAGCAGCAGGAUUUUAACUGCUACAAAUAUCGAUCCUAUAGCUUGGUUGGCUUGUCUGCAGGUUGAAGGAGAAGAUGCAUACCAGUUUUGUCUUCAGCCACCUAAUGGACCCGCAUUUGUGGGAAAUACACCAGAGCUACUAUUUCACAGAAAAUGGCUAAGCAUUAGUAGUGAGGCACUGGCUGCAACCCGUGCUAGAGGUGAAUCCAGAGCGCUUGAUCUUCAAAUAGAGCAUGAUCUACUUUCCAGUCCCAAGGACCACCUGGAAUUUACUGUAGUACGAGAAAACAUACAAAACAAAUUAGAGUCUGUAUGUGAUAGAGUUGUUGUUGAGCCGAAGAAAACAGUACGAAAACUUCCAAGAAUUCAACAUUUAUAUGCCCAGUUGACUGGUAACCUGAGAAAGGAAGAUGAUGAGUUUGAGAUCUUGUCUUCUCUCCACCCAACUCCAGCGGUUUGUGGACUUCCAAAAGAAGCUGCACGCCUCUUCAUUUCAGAAACUGAAAUGUUUGACCGAGGGAUGUAUGCUGGACCAGUUGGUUGGUUUGGAGGAGGAGAAAGUGAGUUUGCAGUUGGUAUAAGGUCAGCAUUAGUGGAAAAGGAUUCUGGAGCAUUGAUAUAUGCCGGAGCUGGGAUAGUAGAAGGCAGCAAUCCCUCGUCAGAAUGGGAUGAACUAGAACUCAAGACAUCUCAGUGCACCAAGUUGCUUCAACUGGAGGUUCCCCGGCAUUCAAACGUUGAGAAUUUGGAAAUCAUUUAUUAACAAGGUUAGUGAUUUAGGGUAGAAAUAUAUGAUUCAGCACGUCUGGAGAUUUGGUUUCUUUUUGUUUAUCAAUAAACAAGUUUUUAAAAUUUGUGUGAAUAAUGGAAUCAAAGCACUUAAAGUUUGAUUUUCUUUCAUAA